AUGCAGGCUGAGGAAUACAACCGCAGAGGUUUUAAGGUGUCUGUUACUACAGGUAAGGAGCUGGUGGAUUACAUCACCCAGUACCUGUGCUCCAUCAGGGAGAGGAGGGUGAUUCCAGAUGUGAAGCCAGGUUACAUGAGGGAGCUUCUCCCUGACGCUGCGCCUACAGAGGCAGAGGACUGGGAGAGUAUCUUCAACGACAUUGAGAAAGUCAUUAUGCCAGGAGUGGUUCACUGGCAGAGCCCUCACAUGCAUGCCUACUACCCGUCCCUGACUUCAUGGGCAUCUAUGCUUGGAGACAUGCUGUCAGAUGCCAUCAACUGUAUUGGAUUUACCUGGGCCUCCAGUCCAGCUUGUACAGAACUGGAAAUGAAUAUGUUGGACUGGUUGUGUAAAGCACUGGGGCUGCCCUCCUUCUUCCUGCAUUACCAUCCUGACAGCAGAGGCGGAGGCGUACUACAGAGCACCGUCAGUGAGAGCACACUAGUUGCUCUGCUCGCAGCCAGGAAAGAUAAAAUAUUGCAGCUGCGGGCUGAGGUUGACCAGGAUGUGGAUGACUCGGUCCUAAAUUCAAGACUGGUGGCUUACGCUUCAGAUCAGGCUCAUUCCUCAGUUGAGAAGGCAGGUAUGGUCUCUCUGGUCAAGAUCAGGUUUCUGCCCACUGAUGAGCAGUUGUCCCUGAGAGGAGACACUUUGAAACAAGCCAUACAAGAGGACAGGAUGAGGGGACUGGUCCCUUUCAUGCUGUGUGCAACUUUGGGAUCUACAGGAGUGUGUGCCUUCGACAAUCUAUCUGAACUGGGACCAGUCUGUGCAGAAGAGGGAGUGUGGCUCCAUGUUGAUGCAGCAUACGCUGGCUCAGCCUACAUCUGUCCUGAGCUCCGCUGGUCCCUGGAGGGCAUUGAAUAUGCUCACUCUUUUGUCUUCAACCCUGCCAAGUGGUUGAUGGUCAGUUUUGACUGCACAGCUUUCUGGGUAAAGGAUAAAUAUAAGCUCCAACAGACGUUCACUGUCGAUCCUCUUUACCUCAGACAUGAAAACUCACAGGCAGCCACAGACUACAUGCACUGGCAGAUUCCCCUCAGCCGACGUUUCCGUUCUCUCAAACUCUGGUUUGUGAUGCGCUCCUUUGGAUUGAAAAACAUCCAGGCUCAUAUCCGACAUGGGAUUGAGAUGGCAAAGCUCCUGGAGUCUCAGAUAAGGAGAGAUCCAAAUUUUGAGGUUCCUGUUGAGAGGCAUCUUGGCCUGGUGGUCUUCUGUCUGAAAGGAGGAAAUGCUUUAACCCAGGAGCUGUUGAGGAGACUGACCCGGUCAGGCAAAAUGUACCUCAUCCCUGCAGACAUUCGCACCAAACGCAUCAUCCGAUUCACGGUGACUUCACAGUUCACUACAGCAGAUGACAUCCUUAGGGACUGGAGCAUCAUCUCUAAAACGACUUCCACACUUCUGGCUGAGACACAAGCUCUGAAUAAUGCAGACCAACCAAAAUCAGGGAAAGAUGAGGUUGUAGGGAACCGAGACCCCAUCUCAGACACCAGGUCCAAGGAGAGUGAGGAGGCUGCCACCAGACAGGACAAGGCUGAGGUGGAGCUGUGGAUUGACAAGGCUUGGAAUCUGUCUACGAGACCAAUGCGCUCUCUAAGCUGCAACAGCGAGCCUUUCGAUUACAAUGGGUUGAUGUCUAGCUAUGCUGCAGGUGCUCUCCCAACGCCACAAACAGCAGGACCCGAUGCUGUGUUUGAGAUUACCGAGCCGUCAAAUCUCCUGGGUAAACAUGCCUUGAAAAAGCUGACAAAGUUCUACAGCGUGCCCAGUUUCUGCAACCAGUUGGUGCAGUGUAGCCGGCACCAGGUGUGCUGUCCUCUGAAGGUUUCAGCUCAAAAAAACUUAACCUCAACUUGCAGAAGAACAAACUGUAUGUCUUCUACUCCUGUAGCCAACACAGCUCCCUCUCCAACCACACAGGAAACUUCCACUGCACCCAAACUCCUGUAAAGAUCCAGAGAGCAGUAGUACAGUAGUUCAUACACACAUAAAUACAGGUAUUGAUAAUUAAGCAAUUUACUUCUGUACCGUGUUGGUGCUGUAAUAGUAACUUCAAUGUUGUGCGUCAUUCACUAGAGAUGCACAACCUCCCCCGUACUGACAUAAGAAACCAGCUCCUUUUGUCUUUGUAAUUUGAGAUGCCUAGACUCAACUUUGCACCUAAAUACAAGAUCCUGCAGGAUACUUCAGGUGUAAAACACAUCAUCGGGGGGGUCGGCGCCAAUACUUGCAACAGACAAAAGGGUGUGGAAACACUUCCUGAAGGGGUGUCUCCUUGAGCAGACAAUGGGAUGUGAAAGGAAUGCCCCUCAGGUAUAAUUGUCUAGGUGUCCCAAUAUUCGGGGUCUUUUCUCCAUCUUUGACCGCUCGUGUGUUAAACUGACCUUUUCUUUGCAAAGAAAAUAAAAACUUGCCGGCCGGCAGAAGUCUCUAUUUCAUUUCCACAACAGUGCGCAGUCAGCUUCUGGUACAAAAGGAUCAGUAUCUACCUGUACCAAUGAUUUACAAUCAUGUUUUUAAU
Molecule: messenger RNA, 2566 nt
Organism: Larimichthys crocea (large yellow croaker)
Lineage: Eukaryota; Metazoa; Chordata; Actinopteri; Sciaenidae
Gene: hdc
Product: histidine decarboxylase
Exons: 12
Coding region: 1-1995 (664 amino acids)
Biological process (GO): L-histidine catabolic process; histamine biosynthetic process
Cellular component (GO): cytoplasm
Molecular function (GO): pyridoxal phosphate binding; histidine decarboxylase activity
Source: RefSeq, a predicted model, not a curated record